Messenger RNA from Plasmodium gallinaceum, 1053 nucleotides. Its product is annotated as RNA methyltransferase, putative. Gene Ontology annotation, molecular function: RNA methyltransferase activity; RNA binding. The transcript has 2 exons. Lineage: Eukaryota; Apicomplexa; Aconoidasida; Haemosporida; Plasmodiidae. Bases 1 to 1053 code for a protein of 350 amino acids. The record is from RefSeq and is a predicted model, not a curated record. Gene Ontology annotation, biological process: RNA processing.
AUGUUUCUUUUUGCAAAUAUAUCAAAGAAAUAUGUAACUAACAGAAAUUUUAUUUCAGAAUUUUUUUUGAUGUUUGAGCGAAAUGUUUCUCUUAUACAUAAGAAUUUAAUUAAAACUAACGGAAAAAAUUUCUUAUCAGUCAUUCAUAACAAUCAAAAUGAAAUAAUACAUGAUGAAAAUCUAAAACCUUUUUGGUUAAACCUAAAUGGAAAGGAAAAAAAUAAAUUAAAUCAUUAUGCAAAACAAGGGGAUAAAGAAAAAGAAGAUAGUGAAUUCUUAAAUAUUUCUAAAAGGUCUAAAAUGAUGAAGUAUAUAAUCAGAUUAAGAAAAAAAAAGAAUUUUAGAAAAAAAAUGAAUGAAUUUUUUGUGAAGAAUUCUAAAACAAUAUUGUAUAUGUCAAAUAAUAAAAAUUUAUUAUUUGAAGCAGUUUUAUCUAGUAAUAAAGAUUUAUUACAACAUUUUCGGGGUAAAUGUAAAAAGUUAUAUUACGUAAAUUAUGAUAUUUUAAAUUAUAUUUUUUAUGAUUCAGUAAACGUAAUGAAGGAAAAAAAUGAUUCGGUAGCCAUAUUAAAAAUCCCUAAUGUGGUAAAUAAAAUAAAGAAUAUAAAAUUCUUAUUAGCUUUCGAUAGAAUUCGAUAUGCUUAUAAUUUGGGUAAAAUAUUAAAUGUUGCUUAUUCUAUGAACAUAGACUAUUUAUUUUAUCUUCACAAUACUGUUGAUCCAUUUAAUUCAAAAGUAAUUGAAAUAACAAAUGGAUCACAUUUAAAUAUUCCAUAUAUGUAUGGUUCAUAUAAAGAUUUAAAAGAUUUAUGUAGUGAAAAUAAUUUGGUUCCAAUUGUAGCACACAUAAAUGGUUUAAACCCACAUAAUAUUUUAAAAGAAUCUAAUAAAAAUGGAAUUUGUCUUAUUUUGGGAAAUGAGUCUACUGGUCCUCAUCCAGAUACUUUAAAAUUUGCAAAACCAAUUAGUUUGCCAAUGCAUGAAAUGACUAACUCUUUAAAUGUUUCCGUAGCAGCAAGCAUUUUAAUCCAUUAUAUUAAAAAUAUGUUAUGA